AUGACGGCCCCCGAUACAUCGCAAGAAGCCAAGACGGCCGGUCACGGGCAUGCGGCCCCCAAUACCAAUACCAAGACCAGUCUGGUGGAUACCUCGGAUGCCCUGACCCCGGAUCCAGGCACCGAGGACAUGUUCAAGGUUGAGCACAACAAAUUCGCCUUCAGUCCGGGUCAAUUAUCCAAGCUUCUCAACCCAAAGAGCCUCAACGCCUUUUACGCCCUUGGCGGUAUCGAUGGCCUGGAAAAGGGCUUGAGGACAGAUCGAAGUGCUGGUCUCAGUGUUGAAGAGUCGACACUCGACGGUGAGGUCGCCUUUCACGAUGUUGCGCCUGAGGGGACUCCAAGACAUGGCACAGCUGGAGAUUCUAUCCCAGAAGCCACCGCAGAGGCUGCAGUUCAUAUUCCUCCCCCAGAGGAUCCCCAUCCUACAGGCAUCUUUUGCGACCGCAAGAAGGUGUUUCGUGAUAAUCGUCUCCCCGAGAAAAAGACAAAGUCCUUGCUCGAAAUCGCCUGGAUAACAUACAACGACAAAGUUCUUAUUCUCCUCACUAUCGCUGCCGUCAUCUCCUUGGCUCUGGGCCUGUACCAGACUUUUGGUGGUGAUCACAAAGAAGGCGAGCCCAAGGUUGAAUGGGUUGAGGGUGUGGCUAUCAUAGUUGCCAUCGUUAUUGUCGUGCUUGUCGGUACCAUCAACGAUUGGCAUAUGCAGCGACAAUUCACACGGCUCACCAAGAAGACAAAUGAUCGCAUGGUAAAUGUUAUCCGCUCGGGAAAAUCGCAAGAGAUAUCCAUCUCCGAUAUCAUGGUAGGAGAUGUGAUGCAUCUCGCCACUGGAGACAUUGUCCCAGUCGACGGCAUCUUCAUCCAAGGCAGUGCCGUCAAGUGUGACGAGUCCUCGGCCACAGGAGAGUCUGAUUUGCUCAAGAAGUCGCCGGCGGCCGAUGUAUUCCACGCCAUUCAGAAGCUUGACGCCACAGAGGCUGAGAAGCUUGAUCCUUUCAUCAUCUCGGGCAGCAAGGUCAACGAGGGCAACGGAACAUUCCUGGUUACUGCAGUUGGUGUUAACUCCAGCUAUGGUCGCAUCUCAAUGGCAUUGCGUACUGAGCAGGAGGACACGCCGCUCCAGAAGAAGCUCAACAUUCUCGCGGACUGGAUCGCCAAGUUUGGUGCUGGCGCUGCCUUGUUGCUCUUCAUCGCCCUCUUCAUCAAGUUCUGCGCCCAUCUCCCCAACAACCACGGCAAUCCCUCCGAGAAGGGUCAAGAGUUCAUGAAGAUCUUCAUCGUUUCUGUCACUGUCGUCGUCGUCGCUGUCCCCGAAGGUCUCCCCUUGGCCGUCACACUGGCUCUUAGCUUUGCUACCGUCAAGAUGCUUCGUGAUAACAAUCUUGUCCGUGCCCUCAAGGCCUGCGAGACCAUGGGAAAUGCCACGACUGUCUGCUCUGACAAGACGGGAACUCUCACCCAGAACAAGAUGACGGUUGUUGCCACUACUCUUGGCAAGAGCAUCAGCUUCGGUGGCACUAAUGCUCCUAUGGACAAGUCGUUGAAGAUCGACCAGGAUGCCAUCACCAUCCCCAACGUGUCGGAAUCCGAGUUUGCAAACGGGCUCAGCCAGCAGGUCAAGGAAAUUCUCACACAGUCCAACGUGCUCAACUCGACUGCCUUCGAAGGCGAGCAGGAUGGUAUCAAGACCUUUAUCGGAUCAAAGACAGAGGUUGCUCUCCUGACCUACUGUCGAGACCAUCUUGGAGCAGGCCCUGUUCAAGAGAUUAGGACCUCUGCCCAGGUGGUUCAGACCAUCCCCUUCGACAGCAAGUACAAGUACAGUGCCGUCGUUGUCAAGCUGGCCAAUGGCAAGUACAGAGUGUACGCCAAGGGUGCCUCUGAGAUUCUCCUUGAGAAGUGCACCAGUACCCUAGAAACCGUGUCCCAAGGCGAGCCGACCACAGCCUCCCUGACAGACGCUGAUCGAAGCAUGUUCAACCUGAUCAUCAGCUCCUACGCCGGGCAGACGCUACGGACCAUUGCCUCCUCGUACCGAGACUUUGAGUCCUGGCCACCCGAGGGAGCAGUAUCCAAUGAUAACCCCAGCCAGGCUGACUUCAACGCUGUUCACAAGGACAUGACCCUGAUCGGCAUCUAUGGUAUCAAAGACCCUCUGCGACCGACCGUUAUCGACGCCCUCAAGGACUGCCGCCGUGCCGGCGUAUUUGUGAGAAUGGUCACUGGCGACAAUAUCCAGACGGCAUCUGCUAUCGCUUCCGAAUGUGGCAUCUUCCGCCCCGACGAGGGUGGUAUUGCAAUGGAAGGCCCAGACUUCCGUAGACUUCCACCCGAGGAGCUCAAGCAGAAGGUCAAGAAUCUCCAGGUCCUCGCUCGCUCAAGUCCUGAGGAUAAGAGGAUUCUGGUCCGCACCCUCAAGGAGCUUGGAGAGACUGUCGCUGUUACUGGUGAUGGAACCAACGACGCUCCCGCAUUGAAGAUGGCUGAUAUUGGUUUCUCCAUGGGUAUUGCUGGCACUGAGGUCGCCAAGGAGGCAUCCUCUAUCAUCCUGCUUGAUGACAAUUUUGCAUCCAUCGUCAAGGGUCUCAUGUGGGGUCGUGCCGUCAACGACUCAGUCAAGAAGUUCCUCCAGUUCCAAUUGACCGUCAAUGUCACAGCCGUGGUCUUGACUUUCGUCUCGGCAGUGGCAAGCAGCAAGCAAGAGUCUGUCCUGAAUGCUGUUCAACUGCUCUGGGUCAAUCUCAUCAUGGACACCUUUGCAGCACUUGCUCUGGCAACGGAUCCUCCCACUCGUAGUGUUCUAGACAGGAAGCCUGAUCGAAAGUCUGCCCCUCUCAUCACCUUGCGAAUGUCCAAGAUGAUCAUUGGCCAGGCCAUUUGCCAGCUUGCCAUCACCUUUGUUCUGAACUUUGGUGGGAAGAAGAUCCUUGGUUGGUACGAUGACUCUGAGAAUGAUGCCAAGGCUCUGAAGACACUCGUCUUCAAUACCUUUGUUUGGUUACAGAUUUUCAACGAAAUCAACAAUCGUCGACUGGACAACAAGUUGAACAUCUUUGAAGGUCUUCAUCGCAACAUCUUCUUUAUCAUUAUCAACAUCAUCAUGGUUGGAGGUCAAGUCCUUAUCAUCUUUGUCGGCGAUGAGGCUUUCGAGAUUGUGCGCCUAAAUGGAAGGGAAUGGGGACUUUCGAUCGGACUCGGAGCCAUUUCUCUGCCCUGGGGAGCACUCAUCAGACUUUGUCCUGACGAGUGGGUUGAGGCUUGUCUCCCUGGGUUCAUCCACAGGAGGUGGCUAGCCCCUCCUGCUGAAGACCUCGCCUCGGAGAAGUCUCUCGAUUCUGACGAUGAUGACUUUGCACGACCGCCGCUGCGUGUCAUGAGCUCCAUCCGUGGACCUCGCGUACAGCAACACAUUGGUUUCCGGGAGAGAAUGCGUAGAUACAAGGAGAAGACCCAGGAAAAGGCACAGGAGACAAAAGAAAAGGCGAAGGAUGUGAAGGACAAGGCGAAAGGAGCUGGGUCUGAAGUUGCUGAAAAGUAGAUCAAGGCAAGGGCCUCGAAACCCUAAUUAGACUAGCUUCUCUCGCAAGGGAACAAUUUAUCAGUUUAAUCUUCCCAUAAA
Molecule: messenger RNA, 3621 nt
Organism: Fusarium vanettenii 77-13-4
Lineage: Eukaryota; Fungi; Ascomycota; Sordariomycetes; Hypocreales; Nectriaceae
Exons: 5
Coding region: 1-3540 (1179 amino acids)
Biological process (GO): intracellular calcium ion homeostasis; calcium ion transmembrane transport
Cellular component (GO): intracellular membrane-bounded organelle; membrane
Molecular function (GO): ATP binding; ATP hydrolysis activity; P-type calcium transporter activity
Source: RefSeq, a predicted model, not a curated record